CGCUUCCGCCGCCGCCGCCAUGGGCGUCCCGGGGCUGACGGGCUUCGUGGAGGAGCGCGGUUCGUUCUUCGCGGAGUUGCGGGUGCGGGACACCAAGCUGGUGAUCGACGGCAGCAGCCUCUACUACCACCUCUUCUUCGCCUCCGCCGCCGAUUUCCGCCGCGGCGGCGAUUACGGCCCGUUCGCGGCGGCCGCGGACGACUUCUUCGCCGUUCUGCGCUCCUGCGCCGUGGCCGCCUUCGUGGUGCUGGACGGCGGGCGCGGGGCGGCCGACAGGAAGCUGGGCACGCUGCGGGAGCGCGCCGCCGAGCGCUUGCGCGCGGCCCACGGGCUGUCCCGCGGGGAGGGCGGCCGCGCGCUGCCGCUGUUGGCGCGCCACGCCUUCGUGCAGGUGCUGCGCCGGGCGGCGGUGCCCUUCGUGCAGUGCUGGGCCGAGGCCGACCGCGAGGUCGCGGCUCUGGCCAACCGCUGGAGCUGCCCCGUGCUGUCCCUCGACAGCGACUUCUUCAUCUUCCCGCUGGCGGGCGGAUACCUCCCGCUGAGCGCCUUCCGCUGGCGGGACGUCCGCACCGAGCGUUCGGGCCGCUACAUCCCCGCGCGGCGCUUCGAGGCGGAGAGCUUCUGCCGGCACUUCGGGCGGCUGAGGAGCAGCGCGCUGCCGCUGUUCGCCGUCGUAAGCGGCAACGACUACGUAGACGCGGCGGCGUUCGAGGGCUUCUUCGGCAGGGUGCGGCUGCCCGGGAAGCACGGCCGCGCGCGGGGGCUGCUCGGCUGGCUGGCGGGCUUCGCGGGGCCCGAGGAGGCGGCGGACGCCGUGCUGAAGCACGUGGGCGGGCGGCGGAGGGACGCGGUGAGGGAGCUGCUGCGCCAGGCCCUGCGGGACUACGCGCCGUCCGACGUGAACCUCGAGGAGUUCUUCGCGGAGGGCCGUUACCGCUGCGAGGAGGACGAGGCCUCGGGGCUGCCGCCGUGGCUGCUGGGCGCCUUGGCCAGAGGCGAGCUGGCUCCGCUCGUCGCAAACGUCCUGACUCUGAGGAGCACCUUCCUCCACGUCCAGGUGGAGGACAUGCGGCGGCCCAGCGCGCAUAGCGCCGCGCUGCCCAUCCGGCGGGUUCUGUACGGCCUGCUGCUGCUGCACGCGGCUCCCGGCGCCGACGCGCGGCGUGAGGCACGGAGCGGCGCGCUGCCGGCCGUCUGCGAGUUCGACCGAGUGCAGAAGUCAAUUAAAAAGACGUUUGUCCAAGCGGCGAGACUCCCCGCGCCUUUUGGCGAUGAUGGCUUCUCUCUAGACGGGUUAGUGCAGGUGCCAAUGUCACACCGUCAGCUACUUCUGCUGGAGACUUUAGGAGUGAAAAUGAGUUUGCUAGAAUCUGUCCCUGCCCACUUACAGCUCCCUGUUGCUGUAACCUGUUACUGGACGCGUUGUUCGGAACCUAAAGUGAACUUGCAUCACGUAAAGGCUCUACUUCUAAUGAUAGUAGCUGGAGAACUGCACAGGAUAACAAAUGAGCCAGAUCUCACAGUUCUCCACCCAGAAGACAACAGACUUGCUUUUAACGAAUUUCUAAAAUGGAAGGAAGAGAAACUGCAAAAUAAAGACUUUGAUUUAGAUGCUGCACAUGGCUUUUGCCAGUGGCAGUGCUGUCUUGAGAUGGGAUUGUAUCUCAACCAGCUACUCUGCAGUCCUCUCCCUGAGCCAGACUUAGCUAGGCUCUACAGUGGGACCCUCGUGCAUGGACUGUAUCAAGAGCUUAAGUCAACACCCUCAGUGGAAAAUCUGUUCAGUUCUUCUCCAAAAAUGACUGAGUUUUAUCAGGUUCUGUUGAAUAUAGUCAUAUCAACUGUAUCUCCAGACUUCUUUCAGAAGAAAACAGAGGCCAAAUCUGAGUCCUGCAAAAAGAAAAAAGCAUCUAAAAAGACAAAGGCUGUCAGGUGUGCUGUGUCUGAAACUCAGCGUUUACGUGAUGUUAAUAGGUUUGCAUCACUCAGUGUGGAUGACUGAGAGCAUUAUUCCUAUAAUAAUUUCCAGUGUCACAGAGACAGAAGAAAUUAUAUUUAAAAUGUGACUGUAUUGGAAUUUGCUUGGCUGUUUUCAUACAAGCUCCUGAUAUUUAUUUUUUUACCAAUGAGUCUCCCUCCAGGAUUUAGUAUUUUUGUAACAAAGGCUCCUAUAAAAGAGGUGCUGCAUACAACA
This is a messenger RNA of Centrocercus urophasianus (Greater sage-grouse), 2194 nucleotides long. It is a transcript of the gene ASTE1, whose product is annotated as asteroid homolog 1. The record is from RefSeq and is a predicted model, not a curated record. Lineage: Eukaryota; Metazoa; Chordata; Aves; Galliformes; Phasianidae. The transcript has 4 exons. Bases 20 to 2002 code for a protein of 660 amino acids.